UCUCCGGCGUCGUUUUGGUCGAAUUCACAUUUCAGUAUAGGGCAUAUUGGAAUUUGCAAGUCAAGCUGACUGGAGCUAAAGCUCAUACAUUGUUGAUUUGAUUUUUAUGUCCGCGUAGGUAAUGGAGGAAUUGUCAAUAGCAGACCCUUAUGGGACAAAUCCUGGGCCAAUUGAUGGUUCGGUGCUAUAUGAUCAGGAGAAGCAUGUCUCCUCAGCUGUUUGGGAUGGACAGGAGCGUGGUGCACUUAGAUGUCACGAACACACUUCAAAGCUCGAUCAAUGGACUCUGACGGAAACACAAUUGGAGUUGGUAGAGAAAGCAGGAUUUGGCUACUUAAGGUUGAUUCCUGCUAUUAGUCUAGACAACCCACUCAUUUCUGCACUAGUUGAAAGAUGGAGGAAGGAAACAAACACUUUUCACCUGAAUGUAGGAGAAAUGACAGUAACCCUGAAGGAUGUUGCAUUUUUGCUUGGACUAUCAAUUGACGGAGACCCUGUAAUGGGUGUAACGUAUACCACCUGUAACUCAGUUUGUGAAAGAUUUCUAGGAAAAACACCAGAGUCUAAUUAUGUUAGUGGUGGAAUGGUUAAGCUAAGCUGGUUGAAAGAUACCUAUUCGCUUUGUCCUGAAGAUGCACCACUUGAAGUGAUUAAGUACCAUACACGUGCCUACCUUUUAUAUCUUGUUGGAAGCACAAUAUUUUCCACUACCACUGGGAAUAAAGUCCCUGUCAUGUACCUUCCAUUGUUUGAAGAUUUUGACCAAUGUGGGAAAUAUGCCUGGGGAGCAGGAGCCUUGGCAUUCUUGUACAGAGCACUUGGCAAUGCAUCUCAGAGAUCCCAAAGUACAAUUAGUGGUUGUCUGACACUUCUUCAGUGCUGGAGUUACUUUUACCUGAAGAUUGGACGACCAAAGCUUAGUCAAGAUUUAAAUCAUUCUCGUUUUCCUCUUGUGCUUAGCUGGAAAGGAAAACAAAGUGGGCCUACAACAAACCGAGAUGUUGUUUUUUACCGUAAAGUUCUUGAUUCCCUGAAAGAAUGUGAUGUGGAGUGGCUUCCUUAUAAACAUCUGGACAGUCGUGUUAUCCCAAAAAAAAUAUUGAAUGAUCUGAGAAUAGCAAAGUCGAAAACAAUGCUAAUUUGUUUUGACAAGGCAGAAAGGCAUCUCCCAGAUCGUUGUCAAAGGCAAUUUGGUGACCCCCAGCCUAUCCCAGAGGAUGUAGAGCGAUGGGAGAGAAAAAGUCGCGGAGUUGAUGGUGGAGUUGAUUUGUCAACAAAACUGGAGUCAGAGCUGAAUGAAUGGUCAGAGCGUCGAUUUCAUAUUGUGGAAAGGGAUGAUGAUGCAGAUGAAAGUGAGUACAUGCAGUGGUACCUGAAAAUCACACGUAAAUUUGUCGGGAGGCCUAUAUCCCUCUCAUCUGAGUUUCAAAGAACGAAUGCUGGUUUGAGAGAUAUCGCACACAUAGCAGAUACAUUCUCAACAAGGGGUUUGGAUCCUGAACAAGCUGACUUAAUAUUGAGGAUCAGGGAUAUUGCCCAUGAAUGUUUGAGGGACCAGAUUGGUUGUCCAGCUACAGCGUCACCCACCUCACAGAAUGAACUUGGCAAAAGGAUAAGAGGGAAGGAGAGGGUAAGAAGAAGAGGUGCAGGAAAGCGUUUGCGGAAGGAUCAUCCACUUCAUUAUCACACUGCUAGUGAAGAUGAUCGAUCUCCGUUUUCUGGUGCCACUGUUGUGGUUGAUAGGUUACAAUCAUAUCAUGCACAUAGAGAGGAGGAUCAUUUGCCCCUCUAUACUGUUCAAAAUGAGGUCAAUGCUUUACAUAUGAUCAACGGGGAUGUUGACAUUGGUUUCGAUCAGUCAGAGCUGGUCCAGGUGACUGGUGAGGAAUGUAACUCUGAGCUAAACCAUGCAGUUGUGAAGGUUGAUGAAACCCACUUAUUUGAAGCAACUGAAACGAUAAAUGACUCACAAAUUUGUAAUGCCAUGAAUGAGGUCAAGGACAUUCAAAUAUCUGAUUCAACAAAGGUUGAUUCUCACAUUUGCAAUGCAAGGAACGUCAUUGAUUCACAGCUCUCUGAUGCACCGGAGGGGGUUACGAACUCACAGAUUUGCAAUGCAGAUGAGGAGGUUGAUGUUUCACAUGUUAUUGAUGCAACACAGGAGGUUACUGACUCUUGUCUCUCUGCAACAUCUGUAAAGAUUGAUGAUCCCGAGCUUCCUGAACCUAACACUGGAAGUGAGGGACGAACAACUAAGUUGGAAACGGAGAUUCCAGAAUGUUCUCCUGAGGGAUCUCAGGAUAUUGCAAACCAGAGUAGUGUUGUAUUAUGAAGUACUGGUGCGAUCAUGAAGUUUUGCUGAGCUAAUCGUUCUACAUGAUUUAGAAGAUGUUGACUAACAUUGUUUAGUUGUAUGUACAAUCCUAUUCCGAUUAUGUUGGCCUUGCAUAGUAUGUUCUUAUUAUUUGAUUGCAUGACUAGCAAUCACAUACUCAUCAUACGCAUCAUUGUAUAUAUGGCUUGAUUUUUGGCUAGUUGGCAAUAAGAUGCCUUUAUUCAUGA
This is a messenger RNA of Argentina anserina (silverweed cinquefoil), 2562 nucleotides long. Its product is annotated as protein MAIN-LIKE 2. Bases 122 to 2332 code for a protein of 736 amino acids. The transcript is spliced from 7 exons. Gene Ontology annotation, biological process: meristem maintenance; meristem development. Lineage: Eukaryota; Viridiplantae; Streptophyta; Magnoliopsida; Rosales; Rosaceae. The record is from RefSeq and is a predicted model, not a curated record.